Messenger RNA from Drosophila eugracilis, 5154 nucleotides. It is a transcript of the gene alpha-Man-Ia, whose product is annotated as mannosyl-oligosaccharide alpha-1,2-mannosidase IA. Gene Ontology annotation, molecular function: mannosyl-oligosaccharide 1,2-alpha-mannosidase activity; calcium ion binding. Gene Ontology annotation, cellular component: endoplasmic reticulum; Golgi membrane. Bases 1346 to 3412 code for a protein of 688 amino acids. NCBI's taxonomy places the organism in Eukaryota, Metazoa, Arthropoda, Insecta, Diptera, Drosophilidae. Gene Ontology annotation, biological process: N-glycan processing; carbohydrate metabolic process. The record is from RefSeq and is a predicted model, not a curated record. The transcript is spliced from 6 exons.
UAUUGAUAUCGCUGAACGCCACCCAAUGCAAAGGCCCUAUACAGAAGUCGUACUACAAAACUAUUUAAGCAAAUAAAAUAUAUUUGUAAAUUAAAAUUUAUGAUUCUUAAAGAUUGUCUUUCACCGUUAACUCAACUCAACUUAAUUUUAAUGGUUUAAAAUCCAUGAAACUGAAAAUGAAAACUGAAAUGAAAACACCAACAUUUUAAGGAAAAGCAACAACUUAAUCUACUUAAAAUUAUCAACAAAAAGCAAGAAAAAUAAAUCAGUAAAACCCCAAAAAAUCUGUUCGAUUCAAUCCACUCAAAGUAAGCUUUAAAAUUCUAACAAUAAAUAACAAUAUUCCAACCAAAAAUUCAACAAAUUAUACAAAAUAAGUUCAACGAAAUAUAAAUUAAAUCAGGAAUAAACAAUAAUAAUAAUAAAAACUUUAUAAAAUAAAAGCAAAACCCACCAUGGACAUCAACCUAAAAAUCCAACCAACAAAAUAAGCAAUAACAAAGUGGGAAGUCAAAAAGUCAAACCAAAAGAAAGGCAAAAUAAAAACAAGAAAAACAAAAAUCUCAAAUAUUUACCCAAGAAACCAACCAAAAAGAGCAACAACAACAACAACCACAAAUGGCAUUGCGAAACUGCUUGCCAGAGCUGCGCAGCUGCGGCGGCGUUAGCUGAAGCUGCUGCAGCGCUCUCCAGGUGAGCGGCCAAGAAGUGCAGAAACCAAGAGAGAGAGAGAGGAAAAGAGAGUGCGGAGAAGCAGUGCUCAGUUAUCAGCGCACUGCAUUCGCAUUUCAGCUGCAGAAGCGAGCGGUUCGAAAUGCGCACCAAAAGCGCGGCGAUCGCUUGAGUAAACGCUGAUAAAUGAAAACAAAGUAAAACAAAAAUCAACCUAACAAACAUUUGUGGGACAACAAGUGCGAGUUGGCAACAGUUGGCAAACCAGAAAAUUACAAACAAAUAUUUGUUGAAAAUCUCGCGGGUUGGACACUAACAAAGAUAAGAGGAAAUCGCUAUCAAAUAUUUGCUGAAACUCCCGAAAAAUAUUGAUAAAAAACUACGUUUUGUGUUUGUCAUAAAAAUAUAGAACUUAUAAGAACAAAGAAGACCAUAGUGAUACAACCUAACUAAGAUAAAUACAACUUAUAACUUAAUAUAAUAGUUUUUUUAUCUAGAUAAAACAAAAAAUUUGAAAAUAUUUUAAAAAAUAAACCAAAAAAGAUGUAAACAAAAACUUAAAAAACAACUUUUAAGGCCCUGCAAUUUCCCAGAACUUUUUGGGCCAGUUAAAGCUUCCAAAUUCGACCGCCUGCAUGCGUUUCUGGCCGUAAUCCUCCGCUCCAAGGUGACCAUGUGCAGCCGGAAAUGCUUCCGCAUGCCCACCCUGGUCAUCUGCGGCGUCGUGCUGACCAUCAUCCUGGUCUGCAUCACGGGCAUCACGCUGACGAACAGCAUCAACAUAUCGAACAUCGUCAAGCUGCGCGAAAAGGUGGCCAGCGAUUCGGCCGCAGCCAAUGGAGGUCACCAGGCGGCCCAGACCCGGGCGGCCCUUGUCGAGCAGCAGUACUCGACACUGCAGCAGCAUCAUCUGUCCCGCAGUGAUCUCAACUAUAUACAGGCGGCGACGCAUCCCAAGAACCUCCAGCGCCAACUGCAGCAGCAGCAGCAACAGCUCCAGCAGUUGCAGCAACAGCAUCAGCAACCGAAUAAGAUUGUCAUCGAAAUCGGACUCAGCAAUGACAGCGGCCCAAGCAGUGCUCCAGCCAGCAGUGUAAGCAGUUCAAGCAGUACGGGUCCGCGAAUUCUUCAGGCGGCCGAAGCUCUGAUGGAGGGAAAUGUCGACUCGAUUUCGCUGCCAGCAGCUGCCCCUCUCACAGCAGCCACUAAGAAUCCAGGCAGCAGUACGCCAACAGCUACCGUUAACAACUCUACUACCCUUAGUACUAAUACUACCAAACCAGAUAUUACAAUGGGCAUCGCCGAUCACAAUCCUGCGGGCAUCGAAUUCGAGCGACGCGCCCACGUCAAAAAGAUGAUGGAGCAUGCGUGGCACAACUACAAACUGUACGCAUGGGGCAAGAACGAACUGCGUCCGCUAUCGCAACGUCCCCAUUCGGCCAGUAUCUUUGGCUCCUACGAUCUGGGCGCUACGAUCGUUGACGGCUUGGAUACCCUGUACAUUAUGGGUUUGGAGAAGGAGUAUCGCGAGGGUCGCGAUUGGAUCGAGCGAAAGUUUACGCUAGACAAUAUCAGUGCAGAGUUGAGUGUUUUCGAGACAAACAUUCGGUUUGUCGGAGGCAUGCUGACACUGUACGCCUUUACGGGGGAUCCACUGUACAAGGAGAAGGCCCAACACAUUGCCGAUAAACUGCUGCCUGCUUUCCAAACGCCCACGGGGAUCCCCUAUGCGCUGGUUAACACCAAGACCGGGGUGGCCAAGAACUACGGCUGGGCAUCCGGCGGCAGUUCCAUCCUCUCCGAAUUCGGCACCCUGCAUCUGGAGUUCGCCUAUUUGAGUGACAUAACCGGUAACCCACUGUACCGGGAGCGAGUGCAAACCAUCCGCCAGGUGCUUAAGGAGAUCGAGAAGCCGAAGGGCCUGUACCCCAACUUCCUUAACCCCAAGACAGGCAAAUGGGGACAACUCCACAUGUCCUUGGGCGCCCUGGGCGACAGCUACUACGAGUACUUGCUGAAGGCUUGGCUGCAGUCCGGGCAAACGGACGAGGAGGCCCGCGAGAUGUACGACGAGGCGAUGCUGGCCAUUUUGGACAAGAUGGUCCGAACCAGUCCAGGUGGACUGACAUACGUCUCCGAUCUGAAGUUCGAUCGGCUGGAGCACAAGAUGGACCAUUUGGCUUGCUUCUCGGGUGGCCUUUUCGCUUUGGGAGCUGCCACGCGUCAGAAUGACUAUACGGACAAAUACAUGGAGGUGGGCAAGGGCAUAACGAAUACCUGCCACGAGAGCUACAUCAGAGCACCCACUCAGCUGGGACCCGAGGCCUUCCGAUUCAGCGAAGCUGUGGAAGCGCGAGCACUGAGAUCGCAGGAGAAGUAUUACAUUCUGCGACCAGAAACCUUCGAGAGCUACUUUGUGCUGUGGCGUCUUACGCACGACCAGAAAUACCGCGACUGGGGCUGGGAGGCGGUCCUCGCCCUGGAGAAGCACUGCCGCACGGCGCACGGUUACUGUGGCCUGCGUAACGUCUACCAGCAGGAGCCGCAAAAGGACGACGUCCAGCAGAGCUUCUUCCUCGCCGAAACGCUUAAGUACCUGUACUUGCUGUUCUCGGACGACUCGGUGCUGCCGCUGGACGAGUGGGUGUUCAACACGGAGGCCCAUCCGCUGCCGAUCAAGGGGGCGAAUGCGUACUACAGACAGGCGCCCGUAACGCUUCCGGUUUCGAAUGCCUCGUAAACGGGCGCCGUGCUGCGCCGAUGGCUGUUCGGCCUGUCCCUAGCAAUGCAGCUGACUUAGCUCUCGAUAUAUGAUUACUUAUCGUAAAAGUGUUUUUUUUUUGAUUUGGUUUAAGUUUUUAAUUAGUUUACGUGAUGAUGACAACUGCGUGCGAAAUAUAUUGUAUGAUCACAAUCAGCCAGGCACACACAAACACACACACACACAGAGAGAGACACAUGCACACACUGACACUCACACCACGAGAAACUUUCAAUGUAACAUAUUUAUAAAGCUUGCACAUACGUAUAUAGGAACCUAAACUUAAACGGAUAUAUCGUAGUUUAGUUCUAAACAGUUUGCACAAGUUUCUCCGAGUCUCUUUUUUGAUUUAGCCUACGGCCUUUAAUGACGGUAAAAUAAUCCAAAUAGUUGACUGGGCUGGGUUGGGUGGCCCCGAUUUCCAUUUGAAAGCGAAUGACGUAGACACGUAGGCAAACACUCUUGAUAUUAAUUAUGAUAUAUGGAUAUAUGAUAUAUGGAUAUAUGUGUAAAUGUAAAACUCAGGUGUUCUUAUUAUGAUUUUCCUUGCGCUAACACUCAAGGCUCUUUCUCACAGCUCUCCACGUUACGUAACUAUCUCUACAAGCAUUCUUAACGCAAUUUGCGAUCUGCGAUCUGACUAUAUGUCGGUAUAUCUAGAUACGAGUAUAUAGCGACUUGGCUGGCAUUUCGAUAGAUCUACUCAGCUGUUUUCCAAUUCGAAACUUUGACCACUUUGUUUUGUAUAUAAUUUCUAAUGGCUUUCGUCGCAAAAUGAAGGCAAGAGAGAAGAAAAUCGAAUUGAUAUUUAUACAAAUAUAUAUUCUUACACAAUAUUGUUUAACUUGUAGCCUAAAUAUUUAAAUAUAAAUUUAAUAUAGAGUCUAGCUUACUUUAUGUGACGAAACAAAUGUAACGCGAAUUACCUUAAAUCAGAACCAGAACAUCAAGCGAAACGAACGCAAAUGAAGAAGUCUAUAUGAGAAUAUAACUAAAUAAAUAUAUAUAUAUUUGUAUUUAAUUAAAUCAAAUAAAGCGUAGGCAAUUGUUAAAAUAAAUGAAUUUGAUUUUUAACAGCUGUAAAGGUUUUUUAUAAUAACAAUAAUAAUAAUAAUAAUAAUACCAACCAACAAUAAUCAUAUUUAUAAUUCUAUUUAUAAUUGUAAUCCAUAGUCUAAGCCGCAAGUAUCGCAUGGUAAAUGAAAAAGUUAGAAGUUAUUAAAUUGUUUUUUUUUUUGUAACCUACGCAGCCUGUGCGCUGCGUAAAGUGAUUUAACAAACGUAAAAAUAAUAUAAAACAUAAGCUAAGACCCUAAUGUAAAACCGAAGAAUUUUAAAAACAAAACCUUUUAACGAAAAUAAAAUAAUAUCAAAACAACUUAACUUAAAUCGAUAAAUCAGUAAAUCAGUAAAGCUAAACAGAGAACACGGCAGAAUGCUAACAGAAUAGGACGCUAAUGAGAAAUAAAAUCGAAAACUAACUAAGCAUAAAUCUAGACCUUAGAGCAAACUUUUUUUGUUUAGAUCAAAUUAGAAAUGAGGCCAAUGCCGUGAUAUAUGAUAUAUCCGACGAUAGUGCCCAAAAACACAGAUUCAAAUGGCAGUUUGUAAAUGCAUCUGACAUAAUGCACUCAUCGAUUGCAGUCCCUGAGCUGCUGCCGAUGGCAAUUGUAUUUUGUCUAAAACAUAAGUUUAAUAAAGAUCUACUAAUUAACUUAAAA